Molecule: messenger RNA, 3119 nt
Organism: Meriones unguiculatus (Mongolian gerbil)
Lineage: Eukaryota; Metazoa; Chordata; Mammalia; Rodentia; Muridae
Gene: Pdgfb
Product: platelet derived growth factor subunit B
Exons: 7
Coding region: 1060-1785 (241 amino acids)
Biological process (GO): positive regulation of ERK1 and ERK2 cascade; positive regulation of phosphatidylinositol 3-kinase/protein kinase B signal transduction; positive regulation of MAP kinase activity
Cellular component (GO): membrane
Molecular function (GO): platelet-derived growth factor receptor binding; growth factor activity
Source: RefSeq, a predicted model, not a curated record
UGUCUCCCUGUCUCCACCCACCUCCUGCACUCUCCCUUCUCCUUUAUAAAGGCCGGAACAGCUGAAGGGUGGCAACUUCGGCAGCCGGGAGCAGCCUGCCCGCCUCCCCCGCUGCCUCCCCGAGGGCUCCCCUCCGGCCGACAGCGCCCAUCUUUCUCCAGAGAGAUAUUUUGCGCACACACACAUACACACACGCGCAAAAGGGAAAGGAGAGAGAGAGAGAGAAAAAAAAUCCCACCCUCUAGCCUCGUUGCAACGAGAAAGCCGGAGCAGACGCAGCUCGAAGCCCGCAGAGGACGCCCAGAGCGGGGAGCGGGUGGGUGGAUAGAGCGAGCGUCUGACCCACGCCGCGUCCACCUGUCGGGCCGGCCCGGCCCAGAGCGCAGUGGGCGCGCCGCGCGCUCGGAGCAGCCGUGCCCGCCGCUCGGGCCCCGCGCCAGGGCGCACACGCUCCCGCCCCGCCACCCGGCCCGGGCGGGAGUUUGCACCUCUCCCUGCCCGGGUGUUCGGGCCGCUGCUGCAAAGCCAACUUUGGAAAAAGUUUUUUUGGGGAGACUUGGGCUUGGAGGUGCCCAGCCCUUCGCUUUCUGAUCCGGGGGCCCUUUCCCGAAAAUGUUGCAAAAAAGCUAAGCCAGCGGGCAGAGGAACACGCCUUUAGCCGGCGAGUGAAGACGAGCCAUCGACUGCCGCGUUCCUUCUCCUCCCGGAGGUUGGAGUCCCCUGCGCGCCCCCACACGGCUAGACGCCUUGGCUGGUUCGCGACGCAGCCCCCAGGCCGUGGAUGCUCGCGUGGGCUCGGGAUCCGCCCAGGUAGCGGCCUCGGACCCUGGUCCCGUGUCCAGGUCCUCCCCAGCCCCCCAGCGACGGAGCCGGGGCCGGGGGCGGCGGCGCCCGGGGGCCAUGCGGGUGAGCCGUGGCGGCGGCUGCAGCGGCCUGAGCGCCUGAUCUCGGCGGACCCGAGCGGAGCCCACCCUCCUCCCCAGCCCCCCACCCUGGCCGCGGGGGCGGCGCACUCCGUCUACGCGUCCGGGGCCCCGCGGGGCCGGGCCGGGAGUCGGCAUGAAUCGCUGCUGGGCGCUUUUCCUGCCUCUCUGCUGCUACCUGCGUCUGGUCAGCGCCGAGGGGGACCCCAUUCCCGAGGAACUCUAUGAGAUGCUGAGUGACCACUCCAUCCGCUCCUUUGAUGACCUCCAGCGCCUGCUGCACGGAGACUCCGUAGAUGAAGAUGGGGCCGAGCUGGGCCUGAACAUGACCCGAGCACACACUGGAGCCGAGCCAGAAAGCUCAUCUCGAGGGAGGAGGAGCCUAGGCUCCCUGGCAGCCGCAGAGCCUGCCGUGAUCGCCGAGUGCAAGACGCGCACGGAGGUGUUCCAGAUCUCCCGGAACCUCAUCGACCGCACUAACGCCAACUUCCUGGUGUGGCCGCCCUGCGUGGAGGUGCAGCGCUGUUCCGGCUGCUGCAACAACCGAAACGUGCAGUGCCGGGCCUCGCGGGUGCAGAUGCGGCCUGUUCAGGUGAGAAAGAUCGAGAUUGUGCGGAAGAAGCCAGUCUUCAAGAAGGCCACAGUGACCCUGGAGGACCACCUGGCCUGCAAGUGUGAGACGGUAGUGACCCCCCGGCCUGUGACUCGAAGUCCUGGGACAUCCCGGGAGCAGCGAGCCAAGACACCUCAGACGCGGGUGACCGUCCGGACGGUGCGAAUCCGCCGGCCCCCCAAAGGGAAGCACCGAAAAUUUAAGCACACGCGUGACAAGAAGGCACUGAAGGAAACCCUCGGGGCCUAGGGGCACCGGCAAGAGUGUGGGCAGGGUUAUUUAAUAUGGUAUUUGCUGUAUUGCCCCCAUGGGGUCCUUGGAGUGAUAAUGUUGUUCCCUCGUCCGUCUGUCUCGAUGCCUGAUUCGGACGGCCAAUGGUGCUUCCCUCACCCGCCUGCCCGGCCACCUCCACCAGCAGCAGUCAGCCCGCCCUGCGGCUCCAGAGGCAAACAAAGGACUCCGCUCCAUGCUGCUUCUUCCCUUGACCCCAAGAACCUGGGACAAGUGUUUGGGAGCCUCACCGGGGACUGUGGACUGGUCCCGGGAGCUUGGCACUUGGCCUGAGGAUGUCUGCAUGUCCUGCCUGGUUUCCUGGAGCCCUGGCCAGCCAGCAGGGAACACUUUCAGGCAGGCUAGGGUCCCUUGUAGUCCCGUGGCCAGGACCACAUGGGAAGCACAGACUGGAGGAAUCCUCAUGGCACCCAGACCUGCCACUCACCUCUCCCCGCCCCCUCAGCCCACAGCGGCUUUUCAUUUUAUAAGUAUGAAAUCAUGGAAGACAUGAACUCCUCUGGGCAGAUGGCCACACGCCUUCUCUGAUGGAUUAGAGGUGCAGCGUGCUUGUGACCUGGGCCAUGUCCCCUGCCUCUUUUCACCUCCCCUACAUUUACUUCUCUUUCAUUUCUCUACCUCCACUCAGUCUUCUUCCUCAUAUGCCCUUCUGUCUGCUCAGCCACCGAGUGCUUGGAUCUUGACUGAGGCUCUGAAUGACCCUGUCCUUCCUCCUUGGGGCAGAAAACAUGUCCGUUAAGGUUGUGUGGGAUUAUGGGCAGUGCACGUGGAGAAUUCUGUGCAUACCCUAUGUAUGGCCAAUUUGUCUAUUACGGAUUUCUGGCAGAUGUAGGUCAAGCCUCAGAGGAAAGGGAGCCUUGCUUCUAUUUCAUACCAAGGCCCUGUGUGGACGGGCUGUGUGUGCCCUGAUCCAGCCUGAAGCUCAGCGUGAGCCUGUGGUGCUGGGGGAAGCAACGCUGUUUUUUGUUUUUGUUUUUGCCCAUUGCCUCCACUUCCUGGGUCUCAGCUCCAGCUGUUCCCAUCCUGGCAGGUGUGGGACACUAGAAGAUCUCCAAGGGAGGGGCAGCCCUCACUGCCCUCUCAGCCCUCAGCAAGAUUGAGGUGAUGUGCCCAUCUUCCCCCUCACCUUUCCCUGCACUUCUCCCCCUCCCCCGUCCCAGGUCUGCUUCCUUUGUAAAGUCGGUGAUUAUAUUUUUGGGGGCUUUCUUUUUAUUUUUUAAAUGUAAAGUUUAUUUAUAUUCCGUAUUUAAAGUUGUAAAAAAAAAAAAAGCCACAAAACAAAACCGAGUGAA